This is a messenger RNA of Ornithodoros turicata, 3741 nucleotides long. It is a transcript of the gene rdx, whose product is annotated as protein roadkill-like. Gene Ontology annotation, biological process: regulation of proteolysis; proteasome-mediated ubiquitin-dependent protein catabolic process. Bases 638 to 1768 code for a protein of 376 amino acids. The record is from RefSeq and is a predicted model, not a curated record. Gene Ontology annotation, cellular component: nucleus; cytoplasm. Gene Ontology annotation, molecular function: ubiquitin protein ligase binding. NCBI's taxonomy places the organism in Eukaryota, Metazoa, Arthropoda, Arachnida, Ixodida, Argasidae. The transcript has 9 exons.
GUUGACAGAGUUGCCUUUAGAUUCCGGAGGCCGGUGUGCGUUUCGUGUUGGUUCCUUGUGCUCAUUUUCGUUGGAGGGCUUAUUUAUUUAUUUCGUAAUUUUUUUCAUCUUCCUUUAUGUCAGCGUUCGUGUUUCGUGUGCCCGUUCUGAUCUGUGACCGGCGUGCGUCUGCUUAUCCACGCAGACGACGCGAUGUGAUUCAAGUUUUCUCGGUCCUCCCUUUUGUUCGUCUGCUUUUGUGAGAAUCGCCCUGUUUACCGUCACCGUUCAGUUACCCGAUGCGUACGAUAAGACAAAGUGUGUGUGAGUGAGAUUGUGUGGAUAAUACUCCCGCCGAGCACAGAAAACGACCUCCCAAUCCGAACGACAAUACCCUGGUUCUGGUGCGUGUGCAGCGGUAACGGGUCGGCCACCGCGCCAUGGCCCUCUUAAGUUGCAACGCCGUCCUGGACUGCGAUCACGACAGCACCCGUAGCAGCACCGGAGAAAAGUUGGUCCACAGCUAUCGAGCAGCUGAACGCCCCCGCAGCUUCGAAUUCAGCCUCGGAUUCAGCAGCUGAACGCCCCCGGCGCGCGCAUCAAGGUCCAGACGGCGGAAGCGGCGCGAGGUGAAGUGUUGCCGGAGUCGUCGAGCAGCAUGGCGAUUCCGCGGCUGCCGACGCCGCCACCCCAGAGUGAGGUCAACACACCCGUCGCGGAGAGCUGGUGCUACACGCAGGUGAAGGUGAUAAAAUUCUCCUACAUGUGGACCAUCAACAACUUCAGCUUCUGUCGAGAGGAGAUGGGAGAGGUACUCAAAAGUUCCACAUUCUCAGCAGGGGCCAACGAUAAGCUCAAAUGGUGCCUGAGGGUGAACCCCAAGGGUCUUGACGAAGAGAGCAAGGACUAUCUAUCCCUAUACCUACUACUAGUUUCGUGCAACAAAAGUGAAGUGCGCGCAAAGUUCAAGUUCUCAAUCCUAAAUGCGAAACGGGAGGAGACCAAGGCCAUGGAGAGCCAACGGGCAUACAGGUUCGUACAAGGGAAGGACUGGGGCUUCAAGAAGUUCAUCCGGAGGGACUUCUUGCUUGAUGAAGCCAACGGAUUACUUCCCGAUGACAAGCUCACGCUCUACUGCGAGGUGAGCGUGGUAGCAGACUCUGUCAACAUCUCUGGCCAGAACAACGCCAUCCAGUUCAAAGUGCCCGAGUGCCGGUUAUCAGACGACCUGGGUCACCUCUUCGAAAGUCAAAAAUUCAGCGACGUCAUCCUCAGCGUCAAUGGCCGAGAGUUCUACGCUCACAAAGCUAUCCUUGCUGCUCGUUCACCAGUGUUUGCCGCCAUGUUCGAACACGAAAUGGAGGAGAAGAAACAGAACAGAGUGGAGAUAACGGACAUGGACCACGAGGUGCUGAGGGAGAUGUUGCGCUUCAUCUACACGGGCAGAGCACCCAGCCUGGAGCGGAUGGCGGACGACCUGUUGGCGGCGGCCGACAAGUACGCGCUAGAACGGCUCAAGGUGAUGUGCGAGGAGGCCCUCUGCUCUAACCUCUCCGUGGAGACGGCGGCCGAAGUGCUCAUCCUGGCGGACAUGCACAGCGCGGAUCAGCUCAAGGCGCACGCCAUCGACUUCAUCAACACCAGACAUGCCACGGACGUCAUGGAGACUGCCGGCUGGAAGACCAUGGUCCAUCGGCAGCCGCACCUAAUCGCCGAGGCGUUUCGAGCGCUCGCCACCCAGCAGAUACCCCCCAUCGGACCACCUCGCAAGCGCAUUAAACAGUCCUAGGAAGGCCACCUGGUGGUGGUAGUCGUCCCGCAGUGACAACCCUGAAGUUGGCGGACGACCCCUUGUGGUGGAUAGUGCAGUGCCGAAAAAAAUGGACUCCAUGGCUCCAACCGCGGGGCUGAGAAUGACAGCCGCGAUGACGGCAACGUCUGCCGCGGUGCUUUGUGUACAGACUGCGGAUGUGGUGACACGUUAUCCGGACUUUUCGCGGAUCGUUGCUGAACGUUUUGGGCUGCGUUCGCAGGCGGCAGGUUUACCUUGGUCUAACGAGAGGAGGUUGCAGUACAGACAUCACCGAUUGGCCAGAUUAUAUACGAGUUGUACAUUAUGUCGUCUUGUUUUUUUUUUUUUUUUUUUUAAUGCGUUUUAUAGAUACCAAGUUUUAGAAAUAUCACGGGGAGGAGGUCGGCGUUUUAGCUUAAUCAUUAGAAAACGGCGAAUUUCAAGACCCUCGUACACCUAACGCGUGAUGCGCGGAUGGUUUUAUCCCAAAAAUUUAGCCAGUACAAAAACUGCAUGGGUGACGAACAGAAGUUAUCUACUACGGAGUUGCUUGACUGCACAAGAAAAUGAGACCACUCCACCCCUGCAACUAAUACUUCGCAACACUCCUCGAAAGGCGGUUACAGCCUAGCCAGCAGGCCUACAGAGAAAGGAGUGGGAGGACCGUGUCGAACUACGCUCGGACUGUUUGUGUGAAUAAUUAGGGUUUACAAAAAAAAAAAAGAGAGAUGGUUUUUGGCGUUUUAUUCUUUCUUCCCUCCCGCAGCAUUUUUUUUUCUCUCUCUCUUUGCCUCCUCCUUCCUUGCACUCAGGACUCCCUUCACAAGUCAUCAAGUCACUGCCAAAAACAUGUCCCACCGCUCCGAGCGGCGACGAUGACGACGACGCCGGCGGACUCUCAUCGCGGAGCACUGGUGAACAUUCGUCGUGCUCGGUGCUUACGCGAGCGAGCGCGUGUGUGUGCAAGAAAGAAGAAGAAGAAAACAAGAACUGCUCCUACAGAGAGCCAACCGCAUUCUCGUUUCCUAUCGCAAAGUCAUACUGACAGAAAAAUGCACGGUGAUCUCGAGCCCAGCGCAUGCGGGCUACAAAUACCGAGUCCCCCCCCCCAAGCAGCACAAGAUCUUGGCCCAAUAUUGGUCCGAGAUUGGACCAAUAGAGGCCCAAAGAGGAGUAGAAGAUUAGAGUAGAAAGAGUAGGCCCAAGAUUGGACCAAAUUGGUCGAAGAUUGGUCCUCUUUGAGCCUCUAUUGGUCCAAUUUUGGCAACACCGGCCCAAUAUUGGUCCGAGAUUGGACCAAUAGAGGCCCAAAGAGGACCAAUAUUGGUCCAAGAUUGGACCAAAUUGGUCGAAGAUUGGCCCAAUAUUGGUCCUCUCUGAGCCUCUGUUGGUCCAAUCUCGGACCAAUAUUGGGCCGGUAUUGCCAAGAUUGGACCAUUAUUGGGCCUACAUGUUGUGUUGCUUGGGCCAAGGCUCAUGGGAAUGUGUUCGAGGCCAGUAUGCGAAUCGGAGUGGGGGUUUUGCACUAUCGAAUCUUGUUUCCGAAGGGAAUUCAGAGGGUAUCUCCCCUGGAGCAUUUGCUUUCCCCAUGCACUUGCAGUCUUCAGAAAUUAUAUGUUCGAGAUUUUGAGAUAAGUUAAGAAGGAAGGUGCGAUAUUUCAGUCCCACUUGAGAAGGAUGGCAAGGGUAUUGUUCCGGUCACAAGGCUUUUGUCAGACAAGGACCGUUGGCUGAAAUCAGUUUGAUAUUGGCACGUGGAGAGAUAAAUUAAACGAGCAAGAUAGUGUGAUACCGUUGGGAAACGGGAGAUUGUCAAGGAUAUGUUGUCUGUUUCAAUAGAGUACGACUCUUUGGUUAAAUUGCCUUCGUCAGACGAAGUGUGUUUGGCCCAGUCCUUACGUUCCUGCGCGGGUUUUAAUUCUAGAUUUUCCUCUAGCUACGGUAGAAUAAUAAACGGCAUUUGUGUGGCA